UUGUGUUUGUGUCAAUUUGUAUUUUGUAGGUUAUGAGUUAAAUUAAUUGUUGUUAUUUUAGAGUAAAUUACAAAUGGAUUUCGAUACCUUUAAACAAUUACAUGAGCAACAAUUAAAUUCAUCAAUGAUCCCAAAGCAUUUUGUAAAAGUGUUACACGAAAAGCUUGAAAAACAAGUUUUCGAUGCCGGAAAUGCCUUCACAUUACUUAGAGUGGAUGACCAGGAUAUGCGAGAUAAAGAUUUCGUCCCUUGGGUUUUACAGCUUCAUUUAGAGGACGGUAUAAAAGCUAAUGAUCCAUCUAAUAUUUACCUAAUUGAUCAUGCGUGGACGUUCGAAGUAAAGAAUGCCAGAAAACAAUUGCAAACGCUAACUGAACUUCGCCGUCGCGUGGCAUCAAUCACGGGAGUUGAAGAGACAGAAAAUGAGGAGGAAAUGUGUGAACAGAUUUUUGAUGAAAUAUGGAAGUAUGGAAACUUUUAUUGGGCACAAACAAACAAUGUCGAAGAUAAGAUACCAAUUUGGUAUCUACUUGACGAGGUGGGUUCUGCAGUUCAUCACAGUGGAAAUGCCAAUUGUCGUAUAGUGCCCUUUCUACAUCUUCAUGACAACUCCAUGUACUCGGUUAUGUUUCCGACACGAGACAUUGACUGUGGGGAGAUUAUAACACGUAAUUUCAUGGAGAAUGUCGACAAGAAAGAUUAUGAUGCUUUGGUUUUGCCUUGGGUGACAAAGUCUUUCGUGGAUGUUAGUUAUGAACAUGAAGGUCCUGAUCCAGAUUAUUUCCUAUCUGGUCAUAUUAAAGAAUCGUUGCCAAUUUUAUCUAGUAUUCAAACACAGAAAGUAAAAACAAAUUAUAAGGUUUUCUCUGAGUAUAGUUUAUUAAGUGAGUAUCUCACAGAUGAGCAUUUUUCUAUUGUAGAUAAUGCAGAAGAUGCUGAUAUUUUGUGGCAGCUUGAGCAUUUUAAAAAUUUUGAAGAGCUUAGUUUAACUAAUAAGUUUGUUAAUCAGUUUCCUUUUGAAUAUGUCUUGAAUAACAAAGAUUUAUUGGCAAUUAUAUGUGCCUACAACUCGGUGGCGUACCCCCGAUGGUUGCCUAUAACUUACAAUUUAAAAACUGAACUUACACCCUUUGUCAGUUACUUUCUGAAUCGUGAAAAAGAAGGGUUGGAUAACCACUGGAUAGUUAAACCAGUAAACUUAGCUAGAAGUUUGGAUACUUACAUUACCAAUAACAUAAAUUGUAUUGUUCGCCUUUCACAAACUGGUACCAAAAUUGUACAGAAAUACGUGGAUCGACCGGUUUUAUUUUAUCGUCCCGAUAGUUUAGGGAAAGUUAAGUUCGAUGUGCGGUAUGUCAUUUUGCUCAAAGGUGUAAAACCAUUGGAAAUGUACGUGCAUAAACACUUUUUCUUGCGUUUUGCCAAUAAUCCUUUCAUAUUACAACAUUUUGAUGACUAUGAGACACAUUUCACUGUAAUGAACUAUACAAAUAAUGGUCAAAAUUUAAAGCACAUGGUGUACAAUGAUUUUUUACGAGAAUGGGCCGAGCAAUAUGCCAUGUGGCCAUGGGAAGAAGUAGAAAAAACAAUAUUGUGCAUGCUAAAAGAAGUUUUUAAUUGUGCACUUAAAAUGGACCCACCUUGUGGUAUAUCGGAAAGUCCUCAAUCACGAGCUUUAUAUGCGGCAGAUAUAAUUUUGGAAUGGUCGGAUGACAAGAUUCAACCUAAGUUGUUGGAAGUCAACUGGAUGCCAGAUUGUGAGCGUGCUUGUAGAUAUGAUCCAAACUUUUUUAAUGAUAUUUUCAAAUUAUUGUUUUGUGAUAUGUAUAAUCCAGUAUUAUUUCAUGACUUAAAGACUUACUGAUUGUGCUCUGAUUCUAUGAUUUGUUUGUUUAUAUAAUGUGUAAUUUAUGCUGGUUGCUAAUAAUAUCUGUGAAAAUUGAAAAUCUGUUAUCUUACCCUCAUCAUCACCUAUCAAUGACUAAUUAUAUCCUUAGAAAUGAGCAAUUAUCUAAAUAGUAUUUUUGUAAUAUGCCUGUCAUAUACACUAUUAUUUUUUAUAUUACAAAUUUACGGAUCAGCACAUCUUGUAAAACACAUUUUUGGAAUAUGCAUUAGUUUUACUUUUAUUCGAGAUGCCUACUCAUAAAAUUUCGUUUAAAUAGCUUAAUAAAUAUAAAACAAUUGAAUUGAGCAAAUACAAAAUGAUGGGUUGCGCAUGCGCAAAAUUUGUUUAUUCAUCUGAAUUGCUUAUGAGAUUUAAGGAACGUUUAAUACUAACACAGGAAAGCGGGCAUUUGUAUGUUCUUUAUGUGACAAAAAUUAUAAUUAUUUUGGAGUUUUGGGCUGUAACAUUUUGGCGCUUUAGUCUACGUAGUUAAAAAAGAAUAACGACCUGGCUUUGUACAUUUCAACCCCCUUCCUUUUAUGUCUAAAAAAUAUGUACCAAAUUUUGAUUCCAAGCAUGUUGAAUGAUAGAGGUAUACAAAAAAUAUGUUGCGUCACAAUUAAUAUAUUAUUAUGACUGAUGAAUGGGGAAAAUUCGAAGACACUAAAAAUGUCUGGGGGUCAUGAUUUCCAUAUAAAAUAAACCCCUCUUUUGUUUACAACGGUUAUACGGCGCUGUGCCUUACCAAGUUGGACAUUUUGGAUACUUUACCCGAAAUCAAAGUGGCAAUUGGAUAUACCUUACGUGAAGAAAAAAUUGAUUAUUUCCCGUCUAGUAUAUCAGAUCUAUAUAUGGUGGAAGUUGAAUAUGUUACCAUGCCAGGUUGGCUGACGUGUACCGAAAACAUUCGGGAAUUUAAUAGCUUGCCCGCAAACGCUCAACAAUAUGUCGAAAAACUAGAAGAACUUUUAGAAGUGCCAGUAAAAUGGAUCGGUGUGGGAAAAGGGCGAGAAUCAAUUAUAAGUAUAUAAUAUUUAAAUUUAUUAUGGCAAUUGUACUAUUUUAUAAUCACUGUUCAAAACUAGGAUCA
Messenger RNA from Photinus pyralis (common eastern firefly), 2978 nucleotides. It is a transcript of the gene TTLL12, whose product is annotated as tubulin--tyrosine ligase-like protein 12. Lineage: Eukaryota; Metazoa; Arthropoda; Insecta; Coleoptera; Lampyridae. The record is from RefSeq and is a predicted model, not a curated record. The transcript is spliced from 2 exons. Gene Ontology annotation, biological process: protein modification process. The coding region runs from base 74 to 1864 and encodes 596 amino acids.